Molecule: messenger RNA, 1653 nt
Organism: Clonostachys byssicola
Lineage: Eukaryota; Fungi; Ascomycota; Sordariomycetes; Hypocreales; Bionectriaceae
Source: the annotation of a GenBank genome assembly
CAACCCAACGUCCGACGACGCCGCCCUCGCACGGCAGUUGGCACAGUCACUUCCUCUGCAGACACUCGUCCAGUCUCCCCUCAGGUUGCGCACUCCACUGGCACCACGAGUGACUAUCAGAGUGACUCGCCUCCGGAUGACUGGACAUCGUUAUUUGUUGGCUUCAGUAGCGACCAAGACCCGUAUGUCUUGAGGCAUUGCCGGUUCAAUAAUGAUUACUACCAGCGUCAGGAUUGGGCCUGCAUGCGUAUUUACGGCAAUAACGAUAUUCCCAUGCAUUUUACGACUGUCCCAGAUUCACAUCUUGACUCAGAUCUCAAUGCUACUCUUCGCUGCCCGGCGAUCGAGGCUGGAUCAGAAACACACAAAUCGCUGAUAGGGUCCUACUUCGAUGUAGUUCAUACUUCAUACCCCAUCCUUGAUGGCCAACACAUCCAAACUAUCAUUGACAAGUAUCCCCCGCUAACGGGAAUUAUGUAUCGGCUUGCCUCUCCGUUUACCGACAUUAAUAUGGAAGAAACAUGGCCAGAGUGGUAUGACUACCUGCACAGAGUUCUCCUCUGGCACUCAAGAUAUCCGCGACUGGCAACGAUCGAGCUCAGCCUGCUCAUCUUAUGUCGCCAAAACUCUAUCCAUCGCGUCCCAACCUUGCCCGGUGUGUGGCCUCAAAUCGGGUCUCUUGUGGGAAUGUGCCAUGAGUUGGGACUGAAUAUGGAUCCAUCACGUUGGUCCAUUCCAGCUUGGGAACGAAGCAGGCGAAUCCGCCUUUGGUGGGCCGUCUUCAUGGCCGAUAAGUGGCAUGCCCUAGGUUUGGGAAGACCAAGCUACAUACACGACGACCAAUGGAACGUCCCCAUGGUGUCUGAGAGAGACAUCCCAGCCCAAAGCUUCGAGGGGCGGACGGUGCCAUCUUCAACUACCAAACUCUUCAUCGCCAUGAGCGUUCUGACGACAAUCCUUUCAGAUCUGCUUUGUAAAGCGUACACUGUCAAAUUUAUUGGGACCGAAGUGUCUCCUGAUGCUGCCGAUACCUUACAAAUGUUCAAUUCGUUCCUUCAUCGCCUUGAGACCUUUCAGGAAGAACACGUAAAAGCUUUGGAGAGUGCAGCGGAUCAAAUCCGUGAUCCUACCGGAACUCUUCAUCUCGCAUUCUUUACGGUGCAGAUUGUUCUUUAUCGCGCCAUCUUACGGAGAAUGCCUCCAGUUUGCCCAGAAGCAGCCCAGUUACGUCAAGGAGCGCGCCAAGUGACUCAAAACGUCAUCAAGUUCGUCGAGUGUCUACAAGUGAGCCGUCUCCGCGCCUUUUGGUGGUCGCCGCUCUCUCGCACCAAUUUUUCAAUUGCGGGUAGUUUCAUGUGUAAUAUGGUACUUACCUCGACAAAGGAUGAGGAAGUCAACGCAUGGACGAACCAGCUCACCCGCUAUCGGACGUUGCUUGGCAUGCACUCUGAGUCCUUCGACAUCACCAAAUUGGCCGUGAAGCGACUUGCACUCAUUGCCUCCGUCAGUGAGCCUGAGACCGUCACCAGACAGUGUCAUGAAGCCAGCGCGGUCGAUCAUACUGGGUCAACGCUACCGGAUAUCAGCGACCUGCCAAUGUCGUUUGAUCAAGAGCUGGACUUUCUUUUGGAAUUUGCUAUCCCGGACGAACUU